This is a messenger RNA of Setaria italica (foxtail millet), 5139 nucleotides long. RefSeq names its product kinesin-like protein KIN-12G. Gene Ontology annotation, biological process: microtubule-based movement. Bases 332 to 4444 code for a protein of 1370 amino acids. The transcript has 21 exons. The record is from RefSeq and is a predicted model, not a curated record. NCBI's taxonomy places the organism in Eukaryota, Viridiplantae, Streptophyta, Magnoliopsida, Poales, Poaceae. Gene Ontology annotation, molecular function: microtubule binding; microtubule motor activity; ATP binding.
CAUAUUUGAUAGCGUUUUUACAUAUCAAAAGAAACUAUAGCAUCACGAUAUUCCAUGUAAGGAUUAUUUAUAAAAUAUUGCAUUUUCAUCUUUAAUUUAAAGUAAUAUAGCUAUACCGUAUUAUCGAAGUUGUUCAUAGAAACAAAUUCUGUAUUGGUUUUUUAUAAAAAAAAAAUACAAACGCUUAAAUGGAGGGAGCGAACUAGUGGGCACGUUUAUUUGGUAGCAUCAUUAAUGAAUCUUUCAUGAAAACACCGGCAAAAUAUUUCAAGAAGAUGAACACGUGCUCCAUAUUUCGAUUUUUUAAAAUGAAAAUUUCGAAUUUUCAUUUAUGUACUCCAUUCAAAGUCUGCGCUUGUCUUGCUUUGGACUUCAAGGCCGCCAGUCCGCCACAGCUCACGGCCUCGCGCUGCUGUGUCUGUGUGGACUCUGGACGCGACCCCAAAUUCAAAAUUGGCUAACGUCUCCUCCCCUCCGCUCCCCAUUUCAAACCAAGACCCCAUCUCAGCUGCCGGCCCCCUCCACCACCGCAUCUCCGAUCUGCCACCGCCUCCGCCUCUGCUUCCGCCCCACCCAGCUGCGGAAGUCCUCCUCCGCCUCCGCUGCACCCGCGAUGCCGUCGGACGGCGUCGACGACGAGCUCGGCGGCGGGAGCGUCGCCCCCGCCCCCGCGCGGUUCGAGCUCCAGGAGGACCCCUCCUUCUGGAAGGACAACAACGUGCAGGUUGUGAUCCGUAUCCGGCCGCUCAGCGGCAGCGAGAUAUCGCUGCAGGGGCAGAAGAGGUGCGUCCGGCAGGAUAGUAGCCAGAGCCUUACGUGGACUGGACAUCCUGAGUCUCGGUUCACGUUUGAUCACGUCGCGGACGAGCAUGUCACGCAGGAGAAUAUGUUCAAGGUUGCUGGAGUGCCAAUGGUGGAGAAUUGCAUUUCUGGCUACAACAGCUGCAUGUUUGCUUAUGGGCAGACUGGAAGUGGAAAGACACAUACAAUGCUUGGUGAUAUAGAAAAUGGGACACGGAGGAACAAUGCGAAUUGUGGUAUGACGCCUCGAGUGUUCGAGCAUCUCUUUGCUAGAAUCCAAAAGGAAAAGGAAAUAAGGAGGGAUGAAAAGCUCAGGUUUACAUGUAAAUGCUCUUUUCUGGAGAUAUAUAAUGAGCAGAUUCUUGAUCUGCUCAACCCAAAUUCUGUAAACUUGCAGAUAAGAGAGGAUGCCAAAAAGGGUGUCCAUGUUGAGAAUCUGACGGAACAUGAGAUCUCCAAUGCUCGAGAAGCGCUUCAACAACUUAUUGAGGGGGCAGCAAACAGAAAGGUAGCAGCCACUAAUAUGAACCGAGCAAGUAGCCGCUCUCACAGUGUUUUCACUUGCCUUAUAGAGAGUAAGUGGGAGUCGCAAGGUAUCAACCACCAUCGAUUUUCUCGGCUCAACCUUGUUGAUCUUGCGGGCUCAGAGAGGCAAAAAAGCUCAGGUGCUGAAGGAGAGCGCUUGAAGGAAGCUACCAACAUCAACAAGUCACUCUCAACUUUGGGACUUGUCAUUACGAACCUCAUUGCUGUGUCAAACAAAAAAUCACACCACGUUCCCUACAGAGAUUCAAAAUUAACAUUCCUCCUCCAGGAUUCGCUUGGAGGAAAUUCAAAGACGACUAUAAUUGCAAACAUAAGCCCAUCUCAUUGUUGUGCUGCUGAGACACUAAGCACAUUGAAGUUUGCGCAACGAGCUAAGUACAUAAGGAAUAAUGCUAUCAUUAAUGAGGAUGCCUCUGGUGAUGUUCUCAGCAUGCGCUUACAGAUCCAGAACCUUAAGAAAGAAGUUAGCCGUUUGCAAGGACUAGUAGGUUCUGAUAAAACUGAAGGCCUUGGUUCUCAUGGAUUUGUCUGUGAGUCUCCUAGCAUGUUCAAAUGGGAUCAAGGUCAUGGCACAUUCAGUCCACUUAAUUUUGAUAAAAGGACUACACAGAAGAAUGAUUACGAUGCUGCCCUUGUCGCUGCUUUUAGGAGGGAGCAAGAGAAGGAAGCACAAUUGAAGGCAACAAUAGCUGCAAAACAGAUUGCUGAACAGCUGGCAGCUCAAAAGACAGAAGAGGUAAGAAGUUUCAAGAUGAGGCUUAAGUUUCGUGAAGAUCGGAUCAAAAGAUUGGAGCAGGUUGCUUCAGGAAAAUUAUCUGCUGAGGCGCUUCUUUUGCAAGAGAGGGAAAGCCUUGUGAAGGAGUUAGAGGUCCUGCGGAGUCAAUUAGAUCACAAUCCAGAAAUCACGAAAUUUGCAAUGGAGAACCUACAACUAAAAGAAGAGCUGCGAAGGUUGCAGUCAUUUGUUGAUGAAAGUGAACGGGAAAUGAUGCAUGAUCAAAUAAUUAUUUUACAAGAUAAGCUGCUAGAGGCUCUUGACUGGAAGCUUAUGCACGAGAAAGAUCCUGUCAACAAGGGCCUCUCAUUAUUUGGGGAGUCAGCUGGUGAUGAGGAAAAUGAGUUCCUUCGUUUGCAGGCUAUUCAGAAUGAGAGAGAAAUCGAGUCAUUGCGUAAAAAAUUGACCUUCUGCCUUGAAGCAAAGGAGAACCUUGAGAGGCGUGUUGAUGAACUAACCACGGAAUUGGAAGUUGCAAAGAAACAUGAUGACAUAAAUAAUGAAUGCAAGGCUGUCGAACUCCAGGAGCAAGGAGAGGCAGGUUUACAUAACUUAUCUGAUGCUCAGAUAGAACUUAAGACUUUGGUUGACGCAAUAUCUUCGGCAAGUCAAAGGGAAGCAGAAGCCCAUGAAACUGCAAUUGGUUUGGCCAAAGAAAAUGAAGAAUUGAGGAUGCAGCUUAAGGUUUUGAUUGAGGAUAACAAGAGACUGUUUGAUCUAUAUGAACAUGCUAUUGUAAAUGUUGAGGCAAAUCAAGAUGGAAACUGCCCUACCAUUCCUGGAAAUGAACAUGCAAGUGGUCAGCAAGGUAGUCAUCCUUUUGGAGAAAACCUUGUGAAUGAAGAUCUGCCUAAUGCCCCACCAGCAGGCCCAUCAGAUUUGCAUGCACACAACUCAUCCAGCAUGGAAGAAGAGUCUAAGAUAGCGGAUGAGAAAUGCAUCAACGAGGAUAACUUGUCAAGGAAUACAUCUGCUGAACUGUGUCUUCAGCUGGAAGAGAUGCACGAGGAAAAUGAUAGACUUAUGGGUUUGUAUGAGAAAGCUAUGCAGGAAAGGGAUGAAUACAAAAGGAAAAUUUUAGAGCAAAGCAACUCUGAAACUGUAAAAGAGAUUCGGUCGGAUGAAAAAGAUGAUGAAAUGAGUGAAGCCGCAGAUCCUAAGAGUCUUGAAGUGAAACAUGUUCAUGACUCUACAAUUUUAGCUUUGAAAGAAGUGCUGCAGCUUGUUCGGACUAAGCUGGAGCUUGUCCAAGACAAGGUUGUGUCUGCUCAGGAUGCAGUAAAAUAUUUUGAGCUACUCGAAAGGGUAAGUAGAAAGGCGGAAGAACUUUCUGCAAGCAUUCAGCUUCGUCGUCUAGACGUGCAGCAUGGUCAGGAAGAAACCAAGGCCCUGAAGUCUGCACUGUCAGAAUCACAGGACAAGAAAGAUACUUUUGAAGGCAAGUAUUUCUUGCCUGCAGCAUCGUGUUGGAACUUGGAUUUGAAGACCAAAGCCAUUGCUUCAUCCAAGUUUGAUUCUAACUUUGCAUUGAUGAAUGAAAAGAAGGAACAGUUGAAUCUUCUCCAAACUCGCAAAAACCAACUAUCUGCCAUGAGAACAAGGGCACAUGAAUCUGAAACUGAGUUGCGAAGCAAAAUUGAUGGCCUUAAACUGAAGCUUCGCUCUUAUGAAGCUCAAAGGAAGGAGGAAGAAAAGGUUCUGUUCGCUAUUGAUAAUCUUGAUACAUCUACUGCAUUGACACAUAAACCCAAGAAUUUUAGUAAGGCAACUGAUCUGCUGAAAUCUGAGGAGGAGCGGAUAAAGCUUUCAUGUGAACUGCAGAACGCCCGUGAACAGCUUCGCAUAGUUCACAAGGAAAUAAAAAGUAUGCAGAAAUGUGAUUAUAUUGAUUGCGAGAUGGCACUCCUUGAAACAGAAAUAGAAGAUUGCUGCCUCUCCUUGCUGGAAGCUGACAUUGAGAAGUUUGUUCGUGACAACACAUUGGCAGAGGUUUGGGAGGGUGAGGUGAAGAACAUGGAGGCCUUGCUGAUUGACUACCAGGACUGUGUUUUCCAUGUCAACUUGAAGGAGGAAGAGAUCAAGGUGUGUGAGGAGUCCUUGCAGCAUCAAGCCAGGGGUCUGGAUGAACUGCACUUGAAGCUAAAUCAAGCGAUGCGGGAGCUAGCUGAGCUUCUGCAUGACAGAAGAAGCUUAACCUCUUGCAGCUUGGAUCAAUCCAUGCCGCCUGUUGGUGAAAAGGUGGCAACGGAUCUUGAGUCCGUCCGGAUCCAUGUCGCUGAAGCUAAGCAGCUUUUGCUUCUCGACAGCCAAGCAAAUUUGUGAACCUGUGCGACUAGCCUCAGAUUCCUUCACUGAUGCAAUGAUUCCCACCGACUGACAGGCUACUCUGUCUUGCCUUCUGCUCAGUUACAUUUGUAGCAAGACGUCAGCGAUCAGACGCUGGCAUGCUGCCACUUCUAGUAAUUUGCUUCGCAGGAUGGAAACAUCCUGAUCCUUUUUUUUUCUUGCGGCCGCCUAUCCUCUGGUGGGCUAGUUUCAAGUCAUCAACAGGUCCUGGGCUCCUGGCUACACUUGCAGGUGCAGGACAUACUGAUUUGACAUGAUACCGAAUCCAUGGAGGCAUGACCUCUUGUUUCUGUAACUCUCUAGACUAAUAACAGGCAGUGAGUGGACUUGUAUCAUAAGUUAAUCUGAAACUGGGUGGAUGCUUUUACACUAGUUGAAGAAUGCUGCACUCCAGCAUCAUGUAAAAAGCUUUGGCCUGAUCUUGACUUUUAUCGUAAGUGACGAGUGUGUUCUGCUGCAAACAGUGUGCCAAGUUCGUCUGGCUUCUAGCUAGCGUCUGGUGGAAUGUAAAUGUUCCUUUAUUUUGGUUCCCCUCUAGACUGUCUGAUGAUCUCCUGUUGUUAGUGUAGUUUGGACAUCUGUGGAAGCUUCUUCAGCUCUUGUCCCGUUGCUUAACUGGUUUGUAAUUAUAAAUUGGUUCUUCAGUUUGCCAUCAGAUUCUAGUAGUUCAA